CUAGCGGUAGGCGAGUGAAGAAAUGAAAGCGAAGCAGUCUCGAAAUGGAUGCAGCCUACCAAACUCACUGACAAUGUUGAGAUUUGAUUUUGGCACGAAGAUUGCGCCAAAUCGCUCAUAUGGAUUGGCAACAUUUUCCUUGGAUUAGAGAAAUUAAGUGUCGAAAUGUCCAUGGAAGACAGAGGUGGUCUGCAAAAGCCCAGAGAAAUAGAGACAAACUGAUUUAAUACAUUUCCAACCAUGGAAAGCGAUAAUGGUGCCGUGAGAGAAGGUGUGUUGGUACCUGUGCUACCAGGUUCGAAAAACUUCGACAACAGCAUUCGGCCUCCACUGCAAAACUCGUACAUGUACAAGGAGUCUAAGCAGUCUUUCAGAUACAACUCUGCUUUCUUGAUAAACAAUGCUACUCUGCAGGAACGGUAUGAGGCUUUCCGAACAAAGAGGAGAGACAUGGGAUACACAGAGGAAGAAAUGGAGGAGUCCUAUGGCUUCUUGCUGUUUGACGACGAAAAUAAGGCAAAUAGAGUGGGAGAAACUGGUGUUGUCCCUGGACACAGCACAUGUACCACACUUGGAGAUCCUUCGAAGGGUGUGUACGUGUCCAAGUACUCGGACUGCCUGGACUUAAACCGCUGGUACCACGGGAAGUCUGGGUACAUCGCCAUCAUCAGGCUCACCAAGGGCAGGGUCAGAGAAGUGACUGAGAACUACACAGUAAAUUACACCUCUCCCUCUAAUGGGUUUGACUGUCAUGUAUCAGAGCAGCUCAGUUCUGUGUCAGCCAACACCAGCUCCUUCCUGGCCUUCGAGAGAACACAGUACUACAUGUAUGAGCUGCCUGUUGGAGGGGCAGUCCAGCCUCCCAGCCAUGUCUGCCCAUUCGCUAUCGUGGCUUUCUCCUAUUGGGAUACCAAGACACCCGCAUCAGAGGACAAGGAGAAAAGUGAGGAAGAAAAAACAGUCUUUCACUACUAUCCGUGGAGGGGCCAGCUCCAAAUCAGCUCUCAGAUCUACCAUGUGGGUCUGAAGUCCAGCACAGGACCCCUAAUCCCAGCUAAACUUCCAACAAUGAUGUCAGUUGACGGAGCAAUUCAAAUGUCAGAUCUGAGGCAGAAAUUACCGAAGGCUAUAUUUGAAACCUGUUUCUCCGGUGAAGUGUCUCUGGAAGGAAUGGCUUGCAGUCUGUAUGAGCUUUCACCCAGUGAGGCUGAAGACACCUCUCUCUCUCAGCUCACACAGGGCCUCAAGGAGAAAGACCUGGCCCUCACAAUACAACUGAAUGAUAAUGGUUUUCUUAUACUGUUACAUUCAUCUCACUUCCUCACAUAUGAAGAUACUGGGUCCAGUAAGCCAGAGGUAUUGCAGGGGAUGUUUGUGUUUCCAGACUCCAGAGCUAUACAUAGAGACACCAAGGUCUGCUGGAAGAAGCCCUUCCUCUCACCAGAGUGCCUCCAGGUGGUGCCUGCACUGAACUACGCAGAGACAGAGGUGGAAAAGUGCCUCCCUUCACCAAGCGGGGAGCUACGUGGUUUACUAGAGCAGCAUAUCCAGAGCUACGCUUCCCUCAUCCACCCUGGGCUUACCAUCAGUCCAUCCAGGGAGGCCAGCAUCUUCCCAGAUCAGUUUGAUGUUCCCGACGCCCUCAAAUACCUAUACUCCGCCCCCAAGUGGACUGAGAUGGGAUGGAAACGUCUCAAAUCUUAUUUCCACCAGCCGGGCUCCUUUGAGCUGUCGGUGUCCAGAGCCACGGAGCUUCUGGUGGCAGGGCGAGAGGAGCGAGGAGAUGAGCCGGAUGAUGAUGUCUACUACUGUCUGUCAUCUCCAGAGGGGUCCCCCAUGAGUCCUGCUAGUCUGGGUGGCCCAGAGGAGCAGCAGUCAGGGGGAAAGUCCCCAGGAGACACAGCUGACACAGCAGCAGACUUUAGUAAAGCACUUGCGGUGUCAAUGGAGGACUUUGAGAAACCUGGUAAGACUGUGGAAGACAUUAAUGCGCCAGACAAAGCAGUAAAGGAAGGGAAUAACUUGCUUUUGAAGGAAGUGCGAGAAAGGUUGCCCUCUGAUUUUAGCAAGCCUCUAAUCCCUGCGGAGGAUUUUGCGAAACCUGGUUUGAACAAGGCACCAAGUAAAGCACCAGUGACAACUUUGCCUCCAAAAGAGGUGCAGGAGGAGCUCACCUCUGAUCUUUCUCAGCCUCCUGUGUCGGCAGAUGACUCUGAAAAACCUGGGAAGACCAAGGCUGACUGUAAUGCACCAGGGGUAAGAACAGAGGAUGAAGGGACAAGUUUGAUCCCAGAGGAGGUUGAAGUUGAUGAACAAGAAAAGGUGCAUUCUGAUCUUUUAGAGCCUGUAGUCUCUGCAGAGGACUCGAGGAAACCAGCCCUGGCAGCAUUGGGCAAGGCAGACUGCAACGCACCAGAGGUAGGAGUAGCGAAUGAAGAGACUAACUUGUACCUGAAGGAGGUGCAAAAGGAUAUGCCCUCUGGUGUUUCACAGCUUCCAGUCUCUGCAGAGGUCUUGAGGAAAGCUGACCUGGCAGCAUUGGGCAAGGCAGACUGCAACGCACCAGAGGUAGGAGUAGCGAAGGAAGAGACUAACUUGUACCUGAAGGAAGUGCAAAAGGAAAUGCCCUCUGGUGUUUCACAGCCUCCAGUCUCUGCAGAGGUCUUGAGGAAACCUAGUCCGGCCCUGGCGACCAAGCCCAACAGCAAGGCACCAGAGGCAGGCGUAGAGGAUAAUAUGAAAACUUUGCCUCAGAAGGAGGUGCAAGAGGAGGUUCCCUCUGAUCUUUCCCAGCUUGCAGUGUCGGCAAAGGCUUUUGGGAUAGCCAGUAUGAGAGUGAUGAAAAAGGCUACAGAGGUGACAGAGGUUUCAACCUCACCUGCAUCAGGUAACCUCCCAACAGUGUUAGUCAUCACUGCCACUGAAAGAACUGCAACCAUUUUACCUCACAAUGAGUCCACCACAAAUAACUCCUCCAGUUUACCUUGCGCCAAAUUACAGGAUAAGGGCGGGAGGGCUCUCAAUGGACAACGUGACAAGGCCAAUCAGCCUUCAAAACUCACAGAGGUCAGUCAUUCCUCUAUAUCUGAUUGGAGGAAACGGCCAAGGAAACGUCAUAGAUUUAGCGGAUUGUGUAAAAGGAUCUUGAGGUCUACAGUGGCUGACUUUGAAGAGAAAGAAAAAGAGGACAUGGAAAGUAUGGAUUCAAGUGAAGUCUACCUAUUGAAAAAGAGGAAGGAACGGAUGGAUUUAAUUAAAGUUAACCCAUUGCAAAAGGAGGAAAGGAUGGAUGUAACCCAAGUUCGCCCAUUGAAAAUGCCAAGAGAACUGAUGAAUUUGAUCCAAGAUCCCCCAUUGAAAAAUAAGGAAAAGAUGGAUGUGACCCAAGUUCACCCAUUGAAAAUGCCAAGAGAAUUGAUGAAUUUGAUCCAAGAUCCCCCAUUGAAAAAGAAGGAAAAGAUGGAUGUGACCCAAGUUCACCCAUUGAAAAUGCCAAGAGAAUUGAUGAAUUUGAUCCAAGAUCCCCCAUUGAAAAUGAAAAGCAAGGAUUUAAUCCACUAUCACCCAUUGAGAAAUAAAGAAAGUAUGGAUUUGAUUCAUGACGACCAUCCUUUGAAAAAGAAGACCGAACGAUGGGACUUGAAGGCAAUCAUCUCCGAAUGUGGUAGAAUUUUUGUCCCUCACGGUUCAGAAGUUAUCGCCAAGGAUAUAGAAUCUUUGAAAGUUAAGGGGAAAGUGUUAGAUCACAAACAAUGUGCUGACGAGAUGAUGGUUGAAGCUUGUAUCAAAGUCCCCCAACCCAUGGAAACAGGAGAUGGACCUAACCUAGAGUUGAACAAGUCAGAUGAGAACAAAGAUUUUCCCAUAGGGAUGUUAGACAGUGAAGACAGUCUGCAUGAGGUCAAAAUGGUUGAUGUAGGCAAGAUGGCCUCUCUGAAUCCCUCAGAACUGCUCCUGAACAAAGACACGGAUUCUCCUUCCUCAGGAAAACACAAAAAGAAGCGUCAAUAUGUCGCAAUAUCCCUCAGUCAACUAAAGACAGUCCUUUCAAGAGGGGGAAAGAGAAAUAAACCCAUCAGUCCUGCUCCAGAAGAUCAAACAUCACCCGUGAACAAGAAAAGCAAGGCUGAUACUCCUGGCAUGGAUGAAAUGGAAAAUGUUAAUAUUAACAAAGCCAACCCGGACAGAACCACAGGUGCUGUUGAAGUUGCAAAGGAACAGACAUUUGGCCUAGACCCAAAGUUUGCACUAGCAUUAGGCUUGACUCCUACGGAGUUGAAUAAUGAUGCACACAAAUCUCCAGAAAAAAGUGAUAUUCCAUUAAAGAAAGACAUUCAGAGCAGACUGGAUCUGGUCCCACCUCAAGCCACAUCUGACCAAACGUCUGAGGCUUUGCCCAGCUCACCUUCAACAACAAUCAUCUUGGCGAGUCAGAGGAGACCAUUCAAAAAGAAACACGAGCACGCAGACUCCAUUAGGAAAAAAUGGUGGUUGCAUUAUCGCUCACCAGCUGCUUUAGAAAGGGAGACAGUAGCUAUAUCCUCCCAACUAGUGACACUUGACCCGGAUGUCAGCCGUGUUGUCAGUAGGGGUAGGCCCUGCGAAGGUGCCAGCGCUGUAUCGUGCCCACCUGCAGAGUCUCUGACCCUAUUGGCCGAUUUGGCUCGCAGUACCAGUAAUGACAAGGUACUGGAACAACAGUCAGACCCAAAGGCUCUUGAGAAACAAGAUGACCACCCAAGUUUGGUGAUAAGUGACAACAGUGUCAAAGAUGGCAUCUCUCCUCAUGAUCCAGAUGGUGAGCCAGAGUUUGUCCUUCCUGCUCUGCUGAAGCACCCUUCUGCUGCUAGGCUUAAACUCCCCCCUCAGUCUCCGUCACCCAAGGGGCUGGUGGUGGGGAGUGGGGAGCGGGUUGUGUUAGUCUCACAAGAGCAUUCAUACUCACUGCCGCCAUCCUCUCUACUAUUGGGUUUGUCAGGUUCAAUCGUUCAAGUCCCCAUUUCGGAGGGACUUCAGCAGCAUCGCAAGGAUAUCUUUGCUGACGGAACUCAAACACUACAGGCCUUCCUGUAUCAGCAGAAGGACCAGAACGGGAAGGAACCGGGAUUGGCUCGGGAAUCCCUGAGCAGAGGAAUCAGGUGCAGGCAGAAGUUCCAUCGCUUCCGGCGGUUCAUUGAAAAAGAUGGCUCAGUUCAAGUGACAAGGCUGUGGAAGGAAAACUAUAACUUUAAUUCAGACAGCAAGUUUACCAACGACCCUAAGGAUAAAACAGUUAUUAGAGCCCUACAUGGCCCAUGGGAUUUUGACAUUAAGGACACAAAGGAACAGGUUCAGCUCAUCAUCCACAUGUGGAUAGGUCUUUUCUACAGCAGGUCCACUGCGAGGUUCUGCCAGGCAGACUCAAGUCUAACAUGUUUGGAAAAAAAGGAUUCUAUAGAAGUGGCUCAUGGAAUGGUACCAGCCCAGGUUCCACCUGGGACCAAGACAAGUUCCCCUGCUUAUAUAGCCCUCUCCAGGAUACCAGAACCUGACGUUUUGGACCUUAGUAAAAUGGGUCAAAAAAAAGCACAACCAUUAAGCCUGGAAGCUGAGGUAUUGGACCUUUCAAUGAAAACAACCUCAACUGUGCUAGACUCUCUAGACACAGAGUCUAAGCGGAGAAUAGAUUUGAAAAAUCAUCCAUCAUACCUACCAGCAACUGGCCUGCACAAGGAAACCAUCUCUUGUCCAAAACAAAGUACAAGUGUUGAGUUAAAGGUUGUUUACAGAGACCGUGUGGACAGCGUGAUGUCAGAAAAAUCAAGUGACCUGGGUGAUGAUGAAGACUAUGAAACCAACAACCAUGAGAUUGACAGCAAGGGUACCCUCCAAAAUGGUGUGUCCCCUUACGAAAGAACUUUGGAAAGUGAUCGAUCGUACAUACUUUUGUGUGAACAGGCAGCAAGUGUGUACAUUCAUCAAGAGAAGCUCCUGGAGACUCAAACUGCUCAGGUUUUGGAGGGCAACAACAAAAAGCUCCUGGAGACUCAAACUGCUCAGGUUUUGGAGGGCAACAACAAAAAGCUCCUGGAGACUCAAACUGCUCAGGUUUUGGAGGGCAACAACAAAAAGCUCCUGGAGACUCAAACUGCUCAGGUUUUGGAGGGCAACAACAAAAAGCUCCUGGAGACUCAAACUGCUCAGGUUUUGGAGGGCAACAACAAAAAGCUCCUGGAGACUCAAACUGCUCAGGUUUUGGAGGGCAACAACAAAAAGCUCCUGGAGACUCAAACUGCUCAGGUUUUGGAGGGCAACAACAAAAAGCUCCUGGAGACUCAAACUGCUCAGGUUUUGGAGGGCAACAACAAAAAGCUCCUGGAGACUCAAACUGCUCAGGUUUUGGAGGGCAACAACAAAAAGCUCCUGGAGACUCAAACUGCUCAGGUUUUGGAAGGCAACAACAAAAAGCUCCUGGAGACUCAAACUGCUCAGGUUUUGGAGGGCAACAACAAAAAGCUCCUCCAAAAUGAGGAGGAGAUGACGGGUGAUGGAGAACCAAACGCAGUGUGUCUUAAAACCAUGGGCUCUAAGGAUGUCAAUAAGGAGCAACAACUUAAAGAUAACGAUUCAGUCAAAACAAUGCCAUGCACAGAAGUGCAGAUGGAUGGUGAUGCUGCCAAUAUGGCUGACACAGUGGAGCGUAAUGCAAAUGAAGCCAGAGACGGGGCUCACGCUGUCAUCUGUGAUGGCAGUGAGUCAAAAGAGGAGAUGCACAAAGUAGAUCACAACGUGAAGGAUUCUGUUGAAGCGGCAAAACCAGAAGCAGUGCAUGCUGGGAAAGAUACCACAAACAAGGAAAUCACUAAAGCACAAACUGCUGUGCAUGUUGGGAAGGAUUUCAUUGAUAACGAUAAGGCACUCAAAGCAGUGCACAGUGAAAAUGUUCCCAGAGAUUAUGGAAACACCAAAGACCAGGUGCAAACUGCAAUGCAGGAUGGGAAUGAUACUAGAGAUGAGACCCUACCAGCGGUGAUUUGUGGAGAAGAUUCAGGAGAUAAAACACCACCUGAGGUGUGUGAUGGGAACACGUCUGUGGCUGAGACACUACCAGAGAUAUCACAUACUGAAAAUGAUUCCCAAAAAGAAACACUGGCAGUGUUGCAUGGUGGAAAUGAUCUGAGAGAUACGACACUACCUGUGAAAUGUAAUGGCAAGCUGUACAUAGACGUAGAACCCACUGUAGUGCAUGAUAUAAAUGGUUCCACGGAUGAGGAACUACCAAUGGGGCAGGGUGGAGAUGUUUCUGCUGGGACUAGCAGAGUACUGCCAGAGAUGCAUGGUGAGAUUAAAUGUAAAGAUGUACUGCCCACGCAAGUAUUUCCAGAAUGCGAUGGGAACGUGCCUUUUGUAGGCGAGUUUGACACACUCAUUCAGCCCAAUAAUGUUUUAGGAGUGGCUAAACAUGAAAUAAAUGAGGCUGAUGUACAAACUAAAGAACAGGAAAAAGAAUUGAUGCAGGGUCAGAGUAAAUCUGAUGAUGUCACAACUCAAAGUUCCACAACAUUCCCGCCAGGGUCCCAACAUUCUCAAGACGAGACAUUAGAAAGACUGACAGGUCAGGUAGAAAUACCACUGAUUCCCAGGGAAGACAUCGCACACACAGAUGAGCUACAUUCAAUAGGUGAGGUAUCAGAGAUGGCGCAAGGUCAGGUAGAAAUUCCAUUUAUUGGAGUAGAAAUACCAUUUAUUGGACUAGAGAAGAAUAGCCAGGAUAUCAAUCACACAGAGGUGCAUGAUACUCACCCAAGUCAGAAAGAGACACUGAUCACAGUCUGUGAUAGUGCUAAUGUGUUAUCAGGUGAAAUGCUAGCAAAAAUAUUUUCAAAGGGAACAGAAUCUGUCAGUCGAUGCCCAACUGUGGAUGAGGUGCUGUAUGGUUACAUCCCCAUUCCUGACAUCUGCAGUGCCUCCUUGGCCAUCUGUGAUGCCGAUGGGGUCAGCAAACCCCUCAGCACUGGGGAAGGUUACGGCAGAUGCCCAACUCCUACAGAAGACGAGCCACCUUUCGUUCCAGGAUUUUCUUAUGACCAUCACACACCAAACACUGUUUUGUUGCCCAAUGCAAAAGACACCAACAGUCCCAACCUCGAUAGUGGUCUUGCGCUCAUUGAAAAUGAAAAGGAUCAUCAUGAACCAAGUCUUAGUCUCUAUAAAGCUAGGGCUGCUACUGGGUUGCACAAUCUGCAUAAAUCCAGCAACAAUAACAAACCAAAUAAUCUGGAAGCCAUUGAUAAUCGGUUCUCUCAAGUAUUGGCUGAUCCUCGCAAGAACCCAAUCGCCACUAGCACACCUCUCAACACCCCCUCAUCUUCUUUAAAGGAAAGAAGUGAUUACGAUCCAUAUUCGAAUACGCGACUUGCCGCUGUUGAACCAGACCUGCAUGCUAAUUCAAGUCGCCAUUUGCUGCAUAGUUUCUCUUACUCGUUUCCCAACACCCACUGUUCCUUAACAGAGAAAGCUGCCUUCUCUGUGCCAUCAAUCCACCCGGAAGUCCUGUCCAAUGAAACAACAUUAACUGGGAACUUUAGUGAAAUUGCUUUAGAAAGAGAGACUUGCUUGCGUCCUGCCUUAAGUGAGCUCAUCCUACAGUCCACCCGUCUGAGUAUUCCAGCGGGCAGUGGACCAACAGCAGCUUCUCAGAACCUUUCAGUGCACAGUUUUACUCAGCCCCAGCCAAACAGCCAGAAACCUGCCAUGAUUGUGAAUGUCUCCAAGAGUGAGGACAGCAGAGGACAGUACAACUGGGAAGAAGGACAAACAGAUAUUGACCCUAUGUCUUCAGAUGUCCUAAAAAGCAAACAAACCGAUACCCCUGUCCGCUCAAACACUAAUGCUCACCCUUAUAACACACAGUAUGCCACAGAGAUGAGACAGAUUGCAGUUUUGCAAGAUUAUGAGGAUGUUAUGGCUGAUGAGGAUGUUAUGGGUGAUGAUGAGGAUGUUAUGGCUGAUGAGGAUGUUAUGGCCGAUGAUGAGGAUGUUAUGGGUGAAAACGAGGCACCUUCUGUAGAUAAAGACAACAUUGAAUCCAGUUUAGAGACCAAUUGGAUAUCAGAUGACAAACAUUUAAGAAGUAAAUUCCGGUUAAAUAAAACAAGACUUGACUUCAUCAACUCUUUACGCCAGUCUCAGGAAUGGGAGCAAAGGGGAUUUGAUGGGGUUUUGGACUUCAACAAGCAAGGCACUUCCUCGUCAGUCACCAUCCAGUCUGAAGAAUCAGACAAAAUACUUUCCCAUAUGGAAGAGAACCAACAGGAGUGGUUAAAGUAUUGUAGGGCUAAGAGGAGUGGCAGCCAGAUGGAUAUGACCAAGGAAGAAGACUCCUCAGUGGCAAAGCCACGCUUAGUUACCGUUUUGGAUCACAAAGGAAACAGAAUCACCUAUGAAAACUAUCCCGUUUUAAAACCUACAGCAAGCAUGCACACACGGACAGUUCCUGACUCGAACAGACAGGGCUUGAGCAGUUUUCUGGAGUUCUCCAAGAGGUGGGAUGAUACACAUAACGCUGAGGAAUCUGAUCUUACUCAGUCAUCUAUGGAUCUGGAGACCCUCAUCUUCUCAGAGAGAAUGAACCAGAUGCUAAAACGUAAGAGUAGUAGCAGCAACAGGUACAUCCGAUCGAGACACCGCAGGUCAAACGUAGAAGAAAGAGCUUCCACCAGUAGCCCGGCUGUGACAGUGCACUUUUCCAGUCUACAGGAGGAUCAGGACGGCUCCGAGGAGCACUGGGAGGCGAUACCAUCACUUGCGGGACAAAAGAUCAGAGUGGAGAUGCCUGAAAGGAUGGCUAUGCCUGAAGAAACAGAUGGAGAACCUCAGCAUCUUAAGAAACUUUCCUGUACAAAGGGCAGUGAGAUGACGCAUGUAAAAGUUUCAGAUCUGGUUGUGGAUAGUUUCAGGGUGUACCAUGCUAUGAUGACUGAGGUCUGUGCAGGCAAAAAAUACCCAUCCAGAACUGAUAGACUCAAGAGAGAAGACGCAAAGAGAAACAGUUCGCCAAAGUCUCGAGCUCCAAGCAAAGACAAAGACUUCUGUGGGAAGAUGAAGGAGGACAUGUAUGACAGCCUGCAUGAUAAUCUGAACUCUGUUGUGAGACAGUCAUGUAAGAACAAGUUCAGGUUCUACAUACUGGUGACAUCAUCUGACCCAUUCUUCAGAGAGACGAAGGAGCUGUUAGAAGCAGAGGGCCACAUUGCGGUAGAACAGUCUCAAUUCUGCCUGGGAAAGGAUAGUCCAUUGUGCCCUCUACACAUCAUCUUAAGGAACGAAGAUAUCGCUGAACACAUUUGUGAGGUCCCUCACUUGCUUGAGUUAAAGAAGUCUCAGAAUGUGUUGUUUGCUGGUAUUGACCGUCCUGAUGACAUCGUGAACCUGACCCACCAAGAACUCUUCAGCAAAGGCGGUUUCGUGGUGUUUGAGGGAGCAGCUCUGCACACACUCAGUCUCAGCAACAUGAAGAAAAUGUCUGGUUUCCUGGAGGGAUUGAGUAAAAAAGGGAAGUGGAAAUGGCUCUUGCACUACAGAGAUAGCCGGAAGCUGAAAGAGAAUGCACGGUCUAGUGCGGAAGCACAGGGCAAAAAAAUAUUCAUGGACAUCUGCCAGGAGGCUGGAAUGGUGGAGGUCUUACCAUACCAUGAAUGUGACGUCAUUUCAAGGGAACGACCCAACUACCUCCACUGUCUAGUUCGCCUACAGGUCCAGAAUGUAUCGGCUCGUUUACCUGUAUUUAUAACUGACACAACGGCAGACAAAGCGUUUGCAAAACAUGGGAUCUUCACAAUGAAUAUAAACUCUUUCCUGCUGAUUUCUCAGAGUGACACAUGCACUAUUUCUUAAGCUGAUGGGGAAGCUGUCCACAGAAGUCCUCAGUACAUCAAAAUGCAAUGACAUUCUAUUUAUAAAGCCCUUUUUUUUUAGUUGUCACAAAGUUGUCAAAGUGAUUUAAAUUAACCCAACCAAGAGGCCAAUGAGCAGCGGCAAAGAAAUACUCUAAGGAAACCUUCAAACCUCGAGAGGAACCACUCAGAAGGGGGAGGCCCCUUUAAGAAAUAAACAUUUCUAUUCCAAAAUCAACUUUUUGGGGAAUUCUUGGGAGUUCUCUCAGAAGUUUAAUACAUACUGACGAUCUAACCCAGAUCUAAACCAUAAUACAAAAAAAAAAAUAAGUAAAAUUUAAAAAAUAAAUAAAAAUGGUUUAUAUCAAGGCUAAGAACAUUUCCGUAGAUCAACGUUUUGGUUCCUUUGUGUAAAUUGCCUUUAAUUUCAUGUAGAUAUAUUUAUUCGUAAUAUUAUUAUUUUUUAUAAACAGGUAGAUUGUGUAUAGAUUAACAUCUGCUUCGGCGUUAUAUUUCUUCAAUUGUGUAUUUAUAUGUAUGUUUGUAAAGACAUUUAUUGUACUUUUGCGAUAUAAAGAAAUUGAAGUA
This is a messenger RNA of Oncorhynchus mykiss (rainbow trout), 11462 nucleotides long. The record is from RefSeq and is a predicted model, not a curated record. NCBI's taxonomy places the organism in Eukaryota, Metazoa, Chordata, Actinopteri, Salmoniformes, Salmonidae.